Trichoderma aggressivum f. europaeum is the source of this 1389-nucleotide messenger RNA. RefSeq lists its product as uncharacterized. Bases 1 to 1389 code for a protein of 462 amino acids. Gene Ontology annotation, molecular function: transmembrane transporter activity. NCBI's taxonomy places the organism in Eukaryota, Fungi, Ascomycota, Sordariomycetes, Hypocreales, Hypocreaceae. The record is from RefSeq and is a predicted model, not a curated record. Gene Ontology annotation, cellular component: plasma membrane. The transcript is spliced from 4 exons. Gene Ontology annotation, biological process: transmembrane transport.
AUGGAGACCACGGACAUGGAGAAAUCUGCUGCUACGGCUCCGUCAGUCUUGAACUCGGAGGUUGGAGAUACUGAGCGAACAUGGCUGGAGUCAGAUGAGAAUCCUCUAAACUGGCCUCGAUCUAAAAAGUACCAGACAAUUGGCCUGAUCUCCUUCCAAGCAUUCAUCUCUCCUCUCGCGAGUUCCAUCAUGACACCCGGUUUACCAGAGUUGGUAGAAAAAUACAACAUCAAAUCCGACACUGUUCUAGCAUUGACUCUGACGAUAUACCUCCUGGCUUGGGCACUUGGCCCGCUCGCCUUUGCCCCGUUGUCUGAGAUGUAUGGUCGGUGGUGGGUGAUUAACAUAUCGAGCGUCAUAUUUACUGCGUUCAGCAUUGGGUGCAUUUUCGCCAAGUCAACUGGACAGCUGAUUGCUUUCCGGUUCUUGGCUGGCAUCGGAGCGUCGACACCGAUAUCCAUCGCGGGAGCGGUUAUAGCCGAUCUUUACAUCCCGGAGGAGCGAACUCCAGCCAGCGCUAUAUAUGGCUUGGGUUUGCUGAUAGGACCCCCGACUGGCCCCAUCAUGGGAGGAUAUUUGACACAGACAGUUGGAGUUCGAUACGGAUUCGUUCUAACGGCGGCUCUUGGUGCUGUAGCCUUAGUACUGAGCGUGCUACUUCUUCCAGAGACCGACCAUGCAAUCAUCCGAUCAAAACGUGAUUCGCGGCGUGGAGGAUUCACGGAGCUCUUCAACAAAAAAACAGAGACGUCGGUUGACGAUGAGCGGACACAACCUUCUACUCCCCAGACGGGCGUCUACGGCUUCCUCAACAUGUUUUUCACGACUUUUCCAACGAUAUUUGGCGAGAUAUAUGGGUUCAAGCCUGGACCAACCGGUCUGACAUAUAUAGGAGGCGGACUCGGAGAGCUGUGCGCCACGGCUUUGGGCGGAUGGGUUGGAAACACCGUCUACCACAAUCUGACCAAGAAGAAUGGCGGCAUCUCAAAGCCCGAGUUUCGCAUGCUGGGAAUGCUUCUCGGUUCCGUUGCCGUCCCCAUCGGGCUCUUCUGGUUCGGCUGGACAGCACAGACACGUCAACACUGGAUGCUGCCCAUCAUCGGCUCGUCCAUUUUUGGAUUCGGCAUGAUGUCCAUCUUGCUGCCGCUGCAGCUGUACUUCAUCGACGCAUUCAAAUACUCGGCUGCCGCACUGGCCGCUGCCUCGCUCGCUCGCUCGCUGCUUGCAUUCGCCAUCCCCCUAUUCGCCCCACAAAUGAUUGAUGCGAUGGGACUGGGGGGAACAUAUUCUUUCCUUGGCGGGUUGAGCAUCGCAAUAGGCAUCCCGCUGCCCCUUUGGGUGUAUUCCCAGGGGGAGAAGAUCCGAGCCAGGAGUGAUUUAAAUCACUGA